Molecule: messenger RNA, 1539 nt
Organism: Colletotrichum siamense
Lineage: Eukaryota; Fungi; Ascomycota; Sordariomycetes; Glomerellales; Glomerellaceae
Exons: 1
Coding region: 1-1539 (512 amino acids)
Source: RefSeq, a predicted model, not a curated record
AUGGACGCGGAAGAGCAAAAGGCGCUCGCAGCGCUCGCAAAGUAUGCCAAGGGUCAGCAGAUGAUCCUUCGACCGUUCCUGAAUCCAGGCGCACCCCAUACUACCGGCCAGUUCCCCGACCCGCCAGGAACCGAUUCACGAGGCCAUACCUUUGAGGAGUUCGUUCCUGAGCCCCCCACGAAUUUCGAUGCGAGCACGUUCAAGGAUUUCGGUGAUAGCGAACUUGCUGUCAUUGAAGUUGUCGACACCAUUUCUGGCGGAUUAGCCCAUGGUCGACAAAUGCUCCUUUGCAAAGCCAUCACGACGCCGGUUUCCAAUGAGGGUCGUUCGCCCAUGCCGACCUUCGAUGAUAAGCACCAGCACAUCGUGGCUGUGGCUGAAGACGCAGCCUUGUACGAUGAACCAAUCUGGGCUGACAACCAUCUGUGCCGCAAGGUCGCCGUGCUCCAAGAACUUCACAAGCGCACCAAAACCGGUCUUGGAACCGUGAACCCGGACUACUACGGUACUUGGAUUUUGGAGACUGAUGACAACGCGCAACAAUACCAGGGAGGCAAGAGAUACAUAGGCAUCAUCCUUAUGGAACAUCUUGAGGGCCGCACCAUCGAGGAGCUUUGCACCCGCGAACCAGCACCUGCUGAAGAACUCGGCAAUCUGAUCGUUCCUCUCAACCCGAUCACCAUCCCAAUCCCUGGAGCUGACGGCGCGGAGCUCAUACUCGACGUCACCAGCACCGAAGUCCGCCAUCAUAUCGUAAAGCAAAUCAUGCACGGUGUUGUCGACAGUCAACAUGUUGGUAUACGACGUCAUGCUCUGGAUGCUUGUGACGUUAUGAUUGUUGUCCGACGCGGAGGAGAGAUCUUGAAUAAGCCUCAAGCUGUGCUGCUUGAGUCUUUGGUCUGCGAGGUCUGGUCCACGCUUUGGGAUGGCGAAAAGUACUUCAACGAUUCGGAUGACCCUUACCAAAAGCUCCCUCGGCCCCUUCAUCCCUUUGACGAGUUCACCCACAAUGACUUCGAGGACCUGGACGGCUGGUACGAUACGAAUUGGCGAGCCGAGAACAGAGUCAGACUUGAUGCAUGGAUGUUGAAACAGUUUGGACUUCUGAACGAGUCUCGCCGCUAUUCUCCUUGGAACGAAAUCGAAGCCCGGUCGAAGUACGAGCAAUGGCGUUUGUAUAGAGCUUUGGACCUCAUCGAGAAUCAACAAACCCGAGACUUUCCUAUGCAUUCUCUCCCUCCUAUUCCUCAACCAGACAACCGUGGUUCUUUGUCCUUGAGACAGCAACCUAGAGUCAACUACGCCAUGAAUCAGAGACAACCUGGCAUCGACAAUUCACCCGCCAUGGAACCUACGCGGUCAGCCAGAAUCGAGGCUGAAGAUGAGGACACGAGAUAUUUGAGAUCUUUUGACCAGAAGGAGUUCGAAGACAACGCCAAAACGACUAUUCGUGACAUGCUUCAAGACCACCCGCAACUGGCCGAUGCAACCUCGGAGUAUGCCAGCUCCGCCCAUGGAUCCGUACCGGAUGAUGAAUAG